Messenger RNA from Spirometra erinaceieuropaei, 1010 nucleotides. The record is from the annotation of a GenBank genome assembly. Lineage: Eukaryota; Metazoa; Platyhelminthes; Cestoda; Diphyllobothriidea; Diphyllobothriidae.
AUGCGUAUUCGCCGACAGCCUCGCUGGAGAACACAAGGUAAGCGCCCCUCCCCCUGCAAGCUGAAUGCUGCCUAAUUGUCUUUGCCUGCUCACCGUCCUCAUUUCAGCAAUACGCUAGCUCAACGGCUUGACAAUCUUCCAAUCGCUGCCGCCGCCGCCGCCGACGCCGCUUCUGCUGCCGAGAACGCCUCCGUGGAAAAACGCUGCUGUCAACUGCGAGACACGGUCCAGUCGACGGCGCUCGCCGUCCUCGGUCGCGCUCCCCGCCAACACCAGGACUGGUUCGACGACAACGACGCCGCCAUCAGAAAUCUGCUUGCUGAGAUGAACCGCCUACACAAAGCCUACGUAGACCACCCCAUUGAUGCCAACAAAGCUGCUUUCUACCGCAGUCGCCGCCACCUUCAGAAACGACUGCGCGAGAUGCAGGACGCCUGGACUGCUCGCAAAGCUGAGCAUAUCCAGGGUACGCAGACCGCAAGGAGGGGAAGUACUUCUUCUCCGCAAUCAAAGCAGUCUACGGUCCGCCGACGAAGUGUACUGCUCCUCUCCUCAGCGUCGACGGCAACAUUCUCCUGACUGAGAAGACGCAAAUCCUACAGCGAUGGGCCGACCAUUUCCGAAGCGUCCUCAACCGCCCCUCCGCCAUCUCCGAUGACGCCAUCGCCCGUCUACCGCAAGUGGAGACCAACGUGGACCUCGACCUUCCGCCAUCUCUCCAGGAAACCAUCAGGGCCGUGCAGCAAACCUCCAGGGGAAAAUCACCCGGAUCGGACGCAAUCCCUGCUGAGAUCUACAAGCACGGAGGUCCCCAACUCAUGGAACACCUGACUGCGCUCUUCCAGGAGAUGUGGCGUCAAGGUGAAGUUCCGCAAGAUUUCAAAGACGCAACCAUCGUGCAUUUUUACAAGCGUAACGGAAAUCGCCAAGUCUGGCAAUCACCGUGGUAUCUCCUUGUUGAAUAUCGCCGAGAAGAUCUUCGCUCGCAUCCUCCUCAGCUGUCUAAAUAA